Messenger RNA from Aspergillus ibericus CBS 121593, 631 nucleotides. RefSeq names its product DUF967 domain protein. The coding region runs from base 59 to 631 and encodes 190 amino acids. Gene Ontology annotation, cellular component: TRC complex. The transcript has 2 exons. Gene Ontology annotation, biological process: post-translational protein targeting to endoplasmic reticulum membrane. The record is from RefSeq and is a predicted model, not a curated record. NCBI's taxonomy places the organism in Eukaryota, Fungi, Ascomycota, Eurotiomycetes, Eurotiales, Aspergillaceae.
CCACCAUACCCUCCACUUCCAAACCAUCACCACCACCACCUCAACCACCAUUACCAAAAUGGAAGACAGACCCCUCCCCGCAGCCAGCACCGACCUCUCCACCCUAACAGCCCUCGAAUCCUCCCCCUCCCUCCUCUUCCCAACAUUCACUUCCACCACCGCCUACACCCUCGGCCAGGCCCUCCGCACCCGAAUCCUCUCCCUCCCACCCGCGCAACGCAAACCCGCCCUAAUCAGCAUCUCCCUCUCCGGCUUCCCCACACCCCACAUCGUCUUCCAAUGCGCCACGGAACCCGGUACCGUCGCGGAUAACGAGGAAUGGGUGCGGCGGAAACGGAAUACCGUGUUGCGGUGGGGCGUGUCGAGUUGGUUGAUGCGGAAUAAGAUGUUGAGUAGUGGGGUGGACAGCAAGGGGGUGGAAGCGGGGUUUGUGCGGAAGUUUGCCCUGGUGAGUUCGGGGGGUGGUGGGGUGGCGGAUGAUUAUGCGAUUCAUGGUGGGGGGUUCCCGGUGAGGGUGAGGGGGGUGGAUGGGGUCGUGGGGGUUAUUGUCGUGAGUGGGUUGAAGCAGGAGGAUGAUCAUCAGGUGAUUGUGGAGGUGGUGAAGGAGUUUAUUGCCCAGGGGGGGCAGUAG